AUGGGAAAUGAGAGUGAUGUGAAAUCUCUGAUGACGCUGUCGUCGAAGUCGGACGGGUCGGUGGGGCGGGCGCAGCGCUGGAUGAACCCGCCGCUGCACGAGCGUUGCACCAUGCAAGAUAUGGACAAGCUGAGGCUGGCCUUCAAGGAGAGCUUCCGCGGAAAGCUGUUCCCGGAUGAGUUCCGCUGCCUGCUGCGUGACCUGCUGAACGUCGAGUAUGAUGACGAUGAGUUCAAUAUUCUGUUCUUGAAGAUCAACACAAACCGCGACGGCGAGAUCGAGUGGGACGAGCUGGUGUCGCACCUGCUGCUGGGCUACUUCGCCAACGACCCGGAGAACCAGCGAGAGACGCUGGAGCCGCCUAUCAUCGGCCUGCCGCGCGUCAUCCGCUCCAUGCACCGGCAUCCCAUCUCCAGGAUUUGCUUCUGUCCCGAUGUUGACAAGAAUCGUACUACGGACCCGAUGCAGGGCUCGUACAUUACGGCGAGCCGCGACGGUAUGAUCAACUGGUGGUCGCUCAACAUGACGCUGCUGCGCACCGCAUACUCCGCCAGCCCUCACCUGAAGGUGCGCACGACGUGGGUGACGGACAUGGUGUGCAUGCCGGACGUGAACAUCAUUGUCACGUCCUCCACGGAGCGUGACCUGCGCUUCUACGAUUGUACCGCCAAGACUUUCACACUCAAGAUCAUCAUUUCCAGCUGGGAAUAUAUGAUCUGCACGAUGUACUACAAGUUCCACAAGGACGAGGAGGAGAAGUGUAUCCUUAUCUGCGGCGACGUGGGCGGCAACGUGCGUGUGCUGUUGUUCUCGCCCGUGAUGCGCGGCCCCUUCCAGAACCAGGCGGCGCGCGCGCUCAUACAGCUGCGACACGUCGACCUGCAGAAACGACCGCGUAUGCUGCCACAAAUGACUCUGGUGGAGUUCCCGCGCGUGCAUAACGAGUGGGUGCGGCAGGUGUCAUUCUACUCGUCGCUGCACUGCGUCGUGUCCUGCGCCACCUGCUAUGACUCGCUGCUCAUGUGCGACAUCGCCGGCUCCAAAACGCACAACAUGUUCCGCAUCGAGAAGGGCGUUCAAUGCUUCGCGUUCGAGGAAGAAGCUCACGUCCUGGUGACAGGCGGGCCGGACUGCAACGUGCGCGUGUGGAACCCCUUCGUGCCGGCCAAGGCCAACGUGGUGCUGGUGGGCCACCACGCCGGUAUCAUCGCGCUCGUGCUGCAGAACAACGGACAGACCAUCUACUCGCUGUCCAGGGAUCGGGUCAUUAAAGUGUGGGAUGUUCAAGGACAGGUUUGUCAGCAGACGUACAUCGACAUCCCUCCGCAAGUGGGCGAGCGCACGCCGAUCUCCGCCGUGUACAACCCGGCGACGCGAGAGUUCAUCAUGGGCGCUAUCAAGAUCGCCAUCAUUACACUCAGCGAGCAACUCAACCCGGCGCACACUGACGGCUUCACGCACACGCGCGCCGUGUCCAAGAUUCUCUACAACCCGCUCUUCAAGGUCGUUGUUACCUGUGGUAUGGACAGCAUCAUCUGCAACUGGGAUCCGAGGACAGGUCGCCGCAACGUGAUGAUCCGAGACGCGCACACGCGCGUUCUGCACGGCGAGCUGAUCCCGGUGGAGAUCACGGCCGCCUGCUUCGAUCCCGGCUACCAGCUGUUGCUCACCGGCGCGCGCAACGGCACGCUCAAGGUGUGGAACUUCAACAACGGCGUGUGCCUGCGCAACAUGAACGUGGAGCACAUGGCUGAGGUGACCAACGUGUUUUGGGUCGAGGGCAGAAUCUUCUCAAUCGGCUGGAACCGUCAUGUAACGGAGUUCGAGGACAGCGGCACGGCGGCCACGGGCAAGGCGUGGGAGACGCGGCACACGGACGACGUGCUCGCCGCCGCCGCGCGCCCGCCGCUCUCGCUCGCCACCUCCUCCUACAACUCUGAACUAAUCUUCUGGAAGCUCGAGACUGGGCAGCCUUACAGGCGGUUCUCAUGCACAGACCCGAUGUUGCGCAUAAAGAUGGUGUACACGAAGCGCGAGCAGCGACAGGGCACGGCGGCGCGCGGCGGCAAGCACGGCGCCAAGCAGGCCGCCGCCAGCGAACUGCGGCGCCCCUCCCAGUCGCAGCGCGAGGGCGUGAUCGACACGACGUCUGCGGUGGAGAAGGCGCGCGCGCGGCGCGUGUCCACCGUGUCCAUGCCCACGCGCAUCAUGAACAUGCGCCAGCUCGCCGUGCACGCCAUGAUCUUCCUCGAGACGCGUGUCUUCUCCAUGCACGUCGCAUCGUUGAUGUUGGCGUUGGAGAACGGUCAGAUCCAGGCGUGGUCGGACCACCCAGCGGGCGGGCUGAAGGGCUCCUUCCAGGGCAUCCACACUGCCGGCGACUACGUCUCGGCCUUCGCCACCGACGUCGAAAACGAUUACCUCUUCACCGGUACCACCAUGGGCUACAUUAAAGUCUGGCUCAUGACCAACUACUUGAAGAACGAGCAGGUGCACGUGUGCAUGCCGAAGCUCCGCCUGGAGUUCCCGUUCCUGUGGCACGACCGCGUGGAGGGUCGCGCCAAGCGCUCGGUGCGCGACCAGCCGCUGCCGCUGCUGCUCAACUCGUACCGCGCGCAUAUGCGCUGCAUCACCACCAUGGCUUACAUCGACGAACAGAAACUUGUGCUCAGCGGCAGCUCGGACUACUCGGUGCGGCUGUGGCGGCUGACGGGCGAGUACCUGCAGACGCUGGGCGGCAUCGUGCCGUGGUCGCUCGACGUGGCACGCUUCCCGCCCGACGUGCGCAAGGUCGCCUCCUUCACCACGUUCAAGGUGUGGCGUCGCGGGCAGGUGUCCCGCUACGUGCCGGGCCAGAUGGAGGUGGACAAGCUGCGAGACAUCACGGAGCACGAGCUGCGCACCAAGACGUACGGCAAGCCGGCGCCCGAGCCGCUGCUGGGCCACUACUUCCACCUGCCCAGUCGCCCCGAGCACCAGGACACCAUAAAACUCGACGACUCGCUGCCUACUAUCCCCCUGUACGCGCACCUGCGCAUGGCGUCGACGCAGCCGGUGCGGCGGCCGCCCACGCCCGAGCUGGUGCGCGAGACGCGGCUCAAGAAGGAGCACGCCAAGAAGGCGCACUUCGAGCGCCCGCAGUCCUCCACCACGCACCAGACGCAUCGACCCAACUAAUUCUCGUGCCACGGUUCGGAAGGACUACGGCAGGGGGCCUGGCCAACUUGCAAGCGUUUCGAUUUCGCAACCUGCUAGCGUAUAACAUACUCGCGUAAAUUGAGACGUCGAUUAGGACGUACUGCAAACUACCCAAUCUACAUAUAGAAACGUUUGCAACUUUUCUAAGCCGAGUUGCUAUGUUUCUAAGCGUUUCUUCUUCCGUCUCAACUGGCUCACUGCAUUCAUAGUAGGUACUCAUUUUUAUUCAGCUCAAACUGUCCGACAGCUUGUCCAAAGCUUGUAAGGGCCUA
This is a messenger RNA of Pectinophora gossypiella (pink bollworm), 3470 nucleotides long. Its product is annotated as WD repeat-containing protein on Y chromosome-like. Bases 1 to 3177 code for a protein of 1058 amino acids. Lineage: Eukaryota; Metazoa; Arthropoda; Insecta; Lepidoptera; Gelechiidae. The record is from RefSeq and is a predicted model, not a curated record. The transcript has 18 exons. Gene Ontology annotation, molecular function: calcium ion binding; protein binding.